Messenger RNA from Pipistrellus kuhlii (Kuhl's pipistrelle), 2290 nucleotides. RefSeq names its product glycoprotein alpha-galactosyltransferase 1 (inactive) (gene GGTA1). The coding region runs from base 402 to 1838 and encodes 478 amino acids. Gene Ontology annotation, molecular function: hexosyltransferase activity. Gene Ontology annotation, cellular component: vesicle; Golgi apparatus; membrane. Lineage: Eukaryota; Metazoa; Chordata; Mammalia; Chiroptera; Vespertilionidae. The transcript has 9 exons. Gene Ontology annotation, biological process: carbohydrate metabolic process. The record is from RefSeq and is a predicted model, not a curated record.
UAAAAAUGGUGAUAGUAACAGUACCUGCUUCAUAGGUUUGUUGGGAGGAUUAAAUAAGAUAUUGAGUAUAAAGCAGGUGGGGCAAUAUCUGGAACUUAAUAAGCACUUAAGAGAUGCAAGCUGCAAUUUUCAUCUUCAUCAUAAUCACCAUCACCAUCGUCCUCUCCUCCAGAGGCAGACUAGGACAGGGGUUUUGGCAGAUGGCAGGAAGCUCUAGCAGUUCCAAGAAUCCAACAGAACAAGUAACCUUUGGGGGUCCUGCCUGAGUUAGGAUGCUUGUUUAGGUAACCUUCAAGCUGUGAAUGCUUGAUUGGAUGACCAUGGUGCUUUGAAUUGCAGCCAGAGUUGUGUUUCCAUAUUUUGAGGGUUCACAAAUUAAAUUAUUGGAGCCAAAGGCACAAAUGUGCAUAUUGGUAAUAGCAUCCCAUAAAGAGGGUAGUCGGGCAGGUUCUGGCUGCUCUUCAGGCCAUGUGGCACCCAGACUGUGGCCACAUCAUUCUUCAAUGUGCAGAGUCUACUUGAAUACCUGCAAGGGGCUUAAAGGGCAGCAGAACUGGCUGAGUGGUGAUUUGAGCCCAGAAGGCUCUUUCUUGUGGAUCUAUCAUUCAAAAAACCCAGAACUUGGUGACAACGGCAGUCAGAAGGGCUGGUGGUUUCCGAACUGGUUUGAAAAUGGGACCCACAAUUCCCAAGAGGAAGAAGACAUAGAGAGAGAAAAGGAAGACAACGAAGAGCUUCAGCUAUCCGACUGGUUCGAUCCAGAGAAACGGCCAAAGGUGGUGACAGUGACUAGUUGGAAGGCACCUAUAGUGUGGGAAGGCACUUACAACAGAGCCAUCUUAGAAAAUUACUAUGGCAAACAGAAGAUUACUGUGGGAUUGACGGUUUUUGCUAUUGGAAGCACAAAGAAACUACAGAGGAUAUAUCAAUGCUGGUCUGCGAAUACUGUACCAGAAUUAAAUCUAUCAGACUGGUUUUCCCCCAGAGCAUCCAUGAAUGCAACUACCAACUGGUUAGCUCCAGUUGUGUGGCAUGACACUUAUAAAGAAGAAGUACUGGAAAAUUAUUAUGCACAUCAUAAAAUUACUGUGGGGCUGACUGUGUUUGCUGUGGGAAGGUAUAAUGAAUUCUAUUUGUUCAACUUUUUAUCAUCUGCUAAUAAGCAUUUUAUGGUUGGCCAGAAAGUCAUAAUUUAUGUUCUGACAGAUAACUUGUCCAAGAUACCUUGGAUACAGCUGAGACCCCUCCAGACAAUGAAAGUUUUUGAAAUUAAGCGAGAGAAGAGAUGGCAAGAUAUUAGUAUGAUGCGCAUGAAGACCAUCAGUGAGCAUGUUGUAGAUCACAUACAAUAUGAAGUUGACUACCUUUUCUGCAUGGAUGUGGAUCAAGUCUUCAUGGGGAAAUAUGGAUUAGAGACCCUAGGGGAGUCAGUAGCUCAGUUACAUUCUAAGUGGUAUAAUGAACAUCCUAUAAAUGUACCUUAUGAGAGAAAUAACUUAUCAGAAGCAUACAUACCUAUUGGUAAGGGAGACUUUUAUUACCAUGCUGCUGUAUUUGGUGGCACUCCCAUUCAGGUUCUCAGCAUUGCCAGAGAGUGCUUCAAAGGAAUCAUGAAUGAUAAGAAAAAUAAUAUUGAAGCAGUGUGGCAUGAUGAAAGUCACUUAAACAAGUAUUUCUUUCUCCAUAAACCUACUAAACUCUUAUCUCCGGAAUAUAGCUGGGAUAUUGGUACAAAACAUACUGGUGAAAUUAAAGCUGUUAAAAUCCGUUGGGCUCCUAAGUAUUAUAACAUUGUUAGAGAAAUACAUAAUAUGGAAGACAUUCCUUUAAACUUCUGAAUUUAAGAUUAUCAUUUUGUCUUAUAUCUUAGAUAAUUAGCCCUUGACAAAUUUUAACACUAAAAAGUCACUAACAAAAUGGCAAGCCCACCAAGCAGCAUACUCAUACUUUCAUUUUGAAUUGUAUAAAAUGAGAUGUAGCAGUUGUAGAAAGAAUGUGUUGACAUCAGAUGAUAAUUUAGCUAUUUCAUAUUCUCUGUGAAUGUUGAGGAUAUAUUAUUUGUUGGAUCACAUUCAACAAAAUAAAACCUGUCGCAAGAAAGUGAAACUUGAAGUAUUUUUAUUGACCAAAGUAGGUAUUUAUGCAUUUCUCAUAUUGUUUAAGGAAUUGUCUAAAAGUGUGGGUAAGGGAAAGUCACUGCAACUAUACUAAUAUACUCUUAAUAUAAAAUUUUGAGGACAUUAAAGCUGCCACCAGAUGGGCAGACAAUUACUUAGGAAACUGAGUCAUU